AUCCACCCCAUCCCCACCCCAUCCCUAGGGUUUUAGCCCGCCCCCAUUCCGCCCCGCCCCCACCCACCGCCAUUCUGGUCGGGUUCGCUCCCCUCUCCCCCUCCCCCUCCCCCCUCCCACCGCCGUCGCCGGCGCAGAUCCCGCCGCGCGCCACCCCUCCGGCACCGCCGCCCCCGACACCCUCCCACACCCUCGGCGAACCCCGCUCCGCUCCUCCGUCCAUUCCUCCCGGAAAGAUCGGGUCUUGACGCCAACCUCUCGCGCCCCGGCCGUCCUCCCCGUCUCCGGCAAGCGGUUCCCCCCGUUCAUCCGGCAAGAUCCCGGCCCGCUCCUCGAUCUGAUCUCGCCUCGGUCCGCGGGAGGGAGGAUAGCUGCUCCGGCGCGAGGGUUCGGGGGUUGGUAGAGGAGAUCUCUGUUGCCGCGAUCCCCGCCUCCCUCCAUUGCUUGAAGCUGCGCCGCCUGCUAAGUAAGGGUGGGUGGGCUAGCUCUGUCUGGGGCUGCCGCGCAUUCCAUGAAUGGAUGGGAGGGAGUCGACCGCGACGUCGGGGCCCAACUACUCGCCCUUCUAUGUGCAGCACCGGGGCAUGGGCCCGCCGGGGGGAGUCACCGGCAGCGGCCUCCACGGCCCGCCCGCCGCCGGGUACCGGCAGCAGCAGCAGCUUGAUGCCGUCUCGGGCGGGUACACGUUCCACCAGCCGCCCUUUGGGGCCCCCGCCCACAUUGGGCAGCAGGGGUACCACCAGAACCAUGUCGAGGCCUCGCAGCAGCAUAUGGCGCAGCAGCAGGGCGCUGGUGCCGGUGCCGGUGCCGGCGGCUCGCAGCAUAUGACGCAGCACAGCGUCAGCAGCGGUGGCGGGUUGCAGCAUAUGGCGCAGCAGCACAGCGCCGGCGGUGGUGGCUCGCAGCAUAUGGCGCAGCAGCACAGCGCCGGUGGUGGUGGCUCGCAGCAUAUGGCACAGCAGCACAGCGCCGGCGGUGGUGGCUCGCAGCAUAUGGCGCAGCACGGCGGUGGCGGUGGCUCACAGCAUAUGAUGCAGCACAAUGCUGGUGGCGGUGCCGACGGUGGCAUGGACAUUGGCAUGGGUGUUGUGGCCGUGAGCGGUGACGCUAAAGGGGAUCAGGGAGGCGAUGCUGGCCAGGAUGAGCAAGUGAAGAAAAAGCGCGGGAGGCCAAGGAAGUAUAAGCCCGACGGGUCGGUGACGCUGGGGCUCUCGCCAUCUCCGUCGACGCCUCAUUCGUCGAGCCCGGGAAUGGGCACAAUGGUUACCACACCUGGCUCAGGAUUUGGGCAGGGGACUGGGUCAGGGGGCUCUGGUUCAGGCGCACUGACGGAGAAACGUGGCAGAGGGCGGCCACCCGGGUCCGGGAAGAUGCAGCAGCUGGCUUCGCUUGGAAAAUGGUUUCUUGGCUCUGUUGGAACAGGUUUUACUCCUCACGUGAUUAUUAUUUCAGCUGGAGAGGAUGUUGCUGCCAGAAUAAUGUCCUUCUCACAACAAGGCCCAAGAGCUAUUUGCAUCAUCUCAGCAACAGGGGCUGUCUCCACGGCAACCCUUCAUCAGGAUUCAGACUCCGGUGUGGUGACAUAUGAGGGUCGAUUUGAAAUCCUGUGUCUUUCUGGAUCAUAUUUGGUGCUAGAAGAAGGCGGCACCCGCACUAGAAGUGGAGGCCUUUGCAUAGCUUUGUGUGGCCCUGACCACAGGGUUAUUGGUGGGACCGUUAGUGGAGUCCUGACAGCAGCUGGAACUGUUCAGGUGAUAGUGGGUAGCUUUAUGUAUGGCGGCGGGACAAAGAAGAACAAAGGCAAAGCAGAUCAAGAUGUCGAGAACGAAGAGCAGAACGGCGGCGAAGACACCCCCGCGCUGGCGCUGCCGGAGCACCCGCACAACAUGCCGCCCCACCCGAUGAGCGGAUGGCCACCCGGCCUGAUGAACCAGAUGGACCCGAGAUCGUCUCCCAUGUACGGCGGCGGGUCAAACAAAAACAAGACCAAAGCGGAGCAAGACAUGGAGGACGAGGAGCGCAACAGCGGUGGUGGCGGCGGUGGUGAAGAGCCCCUCGCGAUGGCGCAUCCCGAGCACAACAUGAACAUGCCGCCGCCCCAGAUGAGCGGGUGGCAGCCUGGCCUGAUGCGGCAGAUGGACCCGCGGUCCUCCAGCAUCGACAUCAACUCGAUUCGCGAGUAGGUCUGUCGUCUCUCUCCGGAGAGACACCGCUCCUCAGACCCCGGAUCAGAUGAGAUGAGAUGAGAUCGUCACUUUUAGCAACCACGCAGCAAGCAUCAUGUACCAGGCCUGUUGUAGAUUGCGGUGUUGUUGGAGAUUGCUGCUGCUACUGCUGUGCCUGUCGUCUUCGUCUUAGGAACGAAACGGAACCCUACCCUGCAUAUCGAUUGAUCAUAUUAUUGGUCAAAUUGUACUGCGAUGUUGUAUUAGAGAAGAGAUGAAGAUGGAUCCUUAUUACCUACCUAGUAGUAUACAGGAAGAGAAUGGAGGAAAACCUGGGUAUUCUAGUUGAUGGAAUAAUGUUGGGAAUGUGCACCAAAA
Molecule: messenger RNA, 2543 nt
Organism: Hordeum vulgare subsp. vulgare (domesticated barley)
Lineage: Eukaryota; Viridiplantae; Streptophyta; Magnoliopsida; Poales; Poaceae
Product: AT-hook motif nuclear-localized protein 9-like
Exons: 5
Coding region: 516-2183 (555 amino acids)
Molecular function (GO): minor groove of adenine-thymine-rich DNA binding
Source: RefSeq, a predicted model, not a curated record